Macrobrachium nipponense is the source of this 4570-nucleotide messenger RNA. RefSeq names its product RNA-binding protein 28-like. The transcript is spliced from 11 exons. Gene Ontology annotation, molecular function: mRNA binding. The record is from RefSeq and is a predicted model, not a curated record. Gene Ontology annotation, cellular component: nucleolus. NCBI's taxonomy places the organism in Eukaryota, Metazoa, Arthropoda, Malacostraca, Decapoda, Palaemonidae. Bases 336 to 2669 code for a protein of 777 amino acids.
AAUGAAAUAAUGAACAACGACGUCACAGAUUCAGAUCUUGUCAUAAUUUUUUGCAAGAAGAAGAAGUUGAGACAGAUGUUGAAUGUAAACAAUCGCCAGUCGCCACAACGUGCUCAUUGCUGCGUGCUUUGAUUGCCGAGACAACCAAGACUCUCUAGUUAAUGGUGGAGAUUUUAACAUUACCGUGACACAUGACGGAGGAGCCGUAAAUUGUUAGGAGUGUUUUAGAGUAGAAUCAUUGUGCUGUGAUACUAGGCAGGAAAAACCUUCAUUUGUUUGCAAGGUGACAGGAAGGAGCAUUUUAGGAAGCCAGAUUUUUUUUACCAUAAAUCACCAUGGAUGCAGAAGAACCUAAUAAGGAAGUUACUGUUCCAAACAAUCUCCAGAGAAACAAACCAACUUCACUCGUAGUAACACAUUUACCAAAAGAUGCCACCAAAAGAGAAAUCGAAGAUUUCUUUGGAGCAGUUGGUCCAGUUAGAAGAUGUCAUCUUGUGAGAGAUAAAGAUUGGGAAUUCAAGGGCAUGGCAUAUGUGCAAUUUUGCCAUUUCCAAGAUGCAGAAAGAGCACAUUCAUCCCUGAACAGGAAACAGUUCAGAGGUUCAGCCUUAAAAGUCAAAUUUUCCCGAACCCAGAAGAAAGAGAAAAAGGGAGAUAAAAAGAUUAGGAAGAAGAAGGUAGAUGCAGUAAAUGAUGAGCAUUUUGAUGGUGAAAUGAAAGAAAUACAUCAGAAGAAAAGGUCUAAAAAUAGAAAAAAAUUUGAGGUUAACGAUGAAGCCAGAAAUUUGAAGAAAGGUAGACUCAUCUUGAGGAACUUAUCUUUCCAGGUUACAGAGGAGAUAAUAAGAGGUCAUUUCUCCCCGUAUGGCACAAUAAAUGAGAUAAAUAUUGUUCGUAAAGACGGCAAGAAACUAGCUGGGUAUGCAUUCUUACAGUAUGAAACCAAGUUGCAAGCAUUAAAGGCUAUUCAAGAGUGCAAUAUGAAGCCCUUGUUAGGACGGCCGGUUGUAGUUGAUUUAGCUGUUGCCAAAAAGAAGUAUGAAUCACAGACUGUGAAAAUGGAAGAUUCAAAUGACAUAAAGGAAGAGGUCGUUGAAAUUAAACAGGAAUUGGGAGAGGAAAAUGCUGAAAGUGGUGGAAGUUCUUUCAACAAUGGAUAUCCAAAUGUAAAGAUUAAAGAGGAAAAACUAGACGAGGAUGAAGAUAAAGACAGCGGGUUAGAAGAUAAGGAUAACAGUGAGGAAAGUGAUGAUGAAAGUGGUAGUGAUGAUGAUGAUGAUGAUGAAAGUAGUGAAGACGAUGAGAGUGAGGAAGAAGAGGAAGGAAAAGGAAAACCUACAAAACAGCCAAAGACAACAAAUCCCAGUAAAGAUGUAGCAGAGGAAAGGACAGUUUUUAUCAAGAAUCUUUCUUUCGAUGCCUCGCAGGAAGAUAUUGCAAAUGUGCUUUCAGAGUUUGGCGAGCUUAAAUAUGUCCUCCUUUGCAUGGACCCUCUUACAGAACACCCUCGUGGGACAGCCUUUGCCCAGUUCAAGACCAAAGAAAGUGCUUCAGCAUGUUUGGCCGCAACAGAGGAUCCCUUGACGAAAGAGAAGUUUGUAGUUUUAGGUCGUCAAAUGUAUAUUUUUAAAGCUGUCAGCAGAAACACCUUGAUAGAAAAGAAAAACCAAGAAAAUGAGAAGAAAUUUAAAGAUAAGCGUAAUCUUUAUUUAGCCAGGGAAGGAUUCAUUCGUCCUGGAACUCAGGCAGCAAUAGGACUAUCAGAAGGAGACCUGAAGUUUAGACAUAUGCGAGAACAAGUCAAACGUAGGAUGCUGAAGAAUCUGAAUAUUUUCAUCUCCAAAACACGUCUGUGUAUUAACAAUUUACCCGAGAAAUUCACUGAUGGUGACCUCCGGAAGCUAUUCCUGAAACAUGGAGAACCAGGCUGUAAGAUUACUGAGGCUCGAAUCAUGCGAAACCUACGUGAUAUUGGUGAUGAUGGAAAGCCCAAAAGUCGUGGGUAUGGAUUUGUUUCAUUUACAGAACAUGACCAUGCGUUAGCUGCUCUUCGAAAGUUGAACAACAAUCCUGAUAUAUUUACAAAAAAUAAAAGACCAAUCAUUGAAUUUUCCAUGGAAAAUCGGGAAAUUAUUCAAGCUCGUGAGAAAAGGUUAGCAAAAAGCAGAGAGAAAAAUGCUGCCUUUAAUAAAGGAAAGAACAUGAAAAAUUCAGAACUAAAAGGAAAGAAAAGCCAGGAUGUUGAGAACUCAACAGGCAAAGAGGAAUGGACAAAUGACGUGUCUUACAUGGGUUCUAAAUCUGAUCCUUCAGCUGGGGUUAAGAACGCUCUACCAACCAAUAUAGGACCUAAGGUCCGAGAAAACAGAGCCAGUGGUAAAAUCACAAGAAAGCAGCUUAGAAAGCAACGCCUAGACCGACAAAAAGGUCGUAAAAGAUUAAGAGUCUUCGACAACAGAGAAGAGGAGCCAGUUGCCAAGAAGUCAAAAGAGGAUGGGACGACAACAACAAAAACAAAGAAUAAGAGGAAGAAGAAGCCUCUUUCUAAAAAUUUAAAAUCAGAAUUAAGGAAAGAAAAAUCCUUUAAUAACAUGGUUAAUCAGUACAAGCAAAAGAUGUUAGCUGUAAAGAAUGAAACUAGUAGUAGUAAAAAGUGGUAUGAAGAUUAGAUGUAGUUUUGUAUGUGUGCCUUCCUUAUCAAAACCCUACACUUUGCCAAAAGUUCAUAAUAUACAGAGGUGUUAAUCUUGGCUGGUUUUCAUUUAGAGAACCGUAGUUCUCAGGUUCAAAAAGUAUUUGCAAGGCUAAUUUAUCAAAUAGUUUUUCCUUCAGAAUGUUGUGCAGUAAUUUUUCUUGUGAAUUUUACCAAAAUGCAAGAUUAUUUAUUAUUUUUCUACAUUAUUUUCCCUAGUAAUAUAAUAAUUUUUAUCUUAAAGUCAUGGUUAGUCUUGGUUUCUAUUCAGUAGAAUUCACUUGUUUGAAAUGGGAACUCUCUAUGCGGCAAACAACCCGUUUCAUUUACUGUACAUCCAAUAGGCAUGUUAAACCAAGGACUUAUUGUAUAACAAGCAAAAUGUGAUUAAUCCUUGAUGAAAUAUGUAUUAUUUAUGUAUGUAUGCUUUACUUCUUUCCAGUUGAUUUUGGUAUUUAUUUUUGAGAUUUUAUAUUUGGAAGCAUUUUCCAGUAAUGUAACUUUUGGGCUCAAAUAUUGCAUCACUUUUCUUCAGAAAUGUGCAAGUAUUUGUUCAUUCUUAUUGCAUAACUUUUCAAACAUUUUUCCUCUGUCAACCAGUUUCAUUAUGUAUCUUCUUUUGAAUACUUCCCUUUUCCUUAGUAAUUUUAUACUUGAUGGUUCAUAGUGGUUGUGAGUGUAGCUAGCCAGCAUUGGCUGGGGCUGUAUUUAUUCAGGAUUUUAUUUUCAUAGUGACUAAUAUGCCUCAGCUCAUGUGGCAAGAGCUAUCUGGACAGGCUUGCAACUCACUCAUGUCUAAUUUGAAUCUAGACUAUCUAGUGUGUGUUUCUUGGUAGGGACAGAAGUGUUCCCUGCAGCAGACUUGUGAAACAGGUUGUCAAUGUCCAUACAAGCAGAAGUAUUCAUUUGCUCAGAAGAGAAUAUACUGAGACUGAAGGUAAUGAAUUUCAAACUUUGCCUUGUUUCAAGCAUGCAUACCAGAAUUGGACUGCUGAAUGUUCCAGUAAAGGAGCAAGAAUCCUCUUGAGGCAUGAGCCAUGACUGCCUUCACCACAAUCUUGCUCUGCUGUGAUAAGUUUCCUCAGACUGGACCCGACAUCCCUUCUCAAUACUCAUUAAGAAGAGGGCUCUAUUUGUCCAGGUAGCCUCAGCCAUGAUGUCUCCUAUCUGCCUUCCAUCAAAUUUCCUCGUUACUUUGCUUCUACCUGCACUCUCUUGUGUUGACCGGCAGCCACUUCCCGAGUAAUCUUUACAGUGAGAUGUGAACUAUCUGGAGUUUCCCUUCACGUCAAAAUUACAGCAAAUUUUUUUUUUUUUUUUUUUUUGUGAUGUUAUUACUGUUGACUUUACAUUAGUUUGAUGAUCUGUCAAUGUCUCCUCAUCUCCAUGAAUCAUCGGCAUCUUGGAUGAUCCAGCAGUGAGGGAGGGAAGCAAAGCGAACCUCUUGGGAAUCUGGCUGAAAGUUGGCCAUGAACUUUGGUGACUACCUUACAGCUUUUCUGGGAACUACUGCAAAAGAAACAGCAUUUCUUUAACAGAAGAGAAUACCCAGGAAAUCCCAAGAGUAUAACCACAAGGAGAAAACUCAGGAGCAGCACCCCUUAUCAUCAAUCUGAAGACUGAGAAAGGAGAGAGCAGGAGGGCAGAAUGGAUCCACGCACUGCUCUGGACAGUCCUAACAAUUUCUACCUGUAAAAGAAGAGUUUGAGAGUGUCAUUUGAUGUUUCUCUAAUAUACAAGCACACUUAUAUAAAUAAAAAGUGUGUCGUUUAUAUGAACGAUAAUAAUGGUUAUGGAUCUUCAAACUUGAUUUGUUGAAAAAUUCCAUUAAAAGAAAAUAUGUUGCAGAAACUUACAUAAAUUAUUUGUUCAAGUCUU